AUUAUCCCAAUUAUGUCUUGUCCUAAUACCAUUACUUGUACACCAGUUGCUGGCUGGCUAACCAAAAUGAUUCCUUUGCCUUUCGGUAGAUCUCGUUGGAUAUCAAGAUUCUUCGUCUUGCUCGAUUCUGAAUUACGUUUUUAUAAAGAUGAGCAUUCAGAUACUGCAUCACAAAUAUUAAACCUGAGGAGUGUGUGCCAAGUCAUUCCUGCUCCUACCACACAACGUCCUUUUUGCUUUAGAUUAGAGCCUCAAAAGUACACUAUUGGAAGCAUGUCUCGACCUUGGAUUAUAGAAUGUAAAUCAGAAACUGACAUGGAAAAUUGGAUUGCUGCCAUUCAAAGUCGUAUCACUAAAUAUGCAUCGCCUUCUUCUUCCCCAUCUUCAUCGCCCGCUAUUUUAUCACCAAAGACACCUCAUGAAACCAAUUCAACAAGAGUAGUAUCUAUUUACAGCAUGGUAAAUAAUGUUUCUCCAGAGAUUUAUCGUGUAGCAGCUCUUCCUCUUCGUUGUACAAAUUUGACAUUUGACGACCAAGAAAAAGAAUCUCUAUUGAUUCGUCGAAACAAGAAAUUAGCUCCUAUUGUAACUCAACAGCAGGCUGAAGCUCCUCAACUUUCUGCCUAUUCUUCUGCAUCAAGCAUUACACCAUCACCUACUGGAGCAGUUUUAGGACCCCUCAUUUCUCCUAGUAUCAUUGAACGCUAUAGCCAAUACAACCACAAGAGCAGCAGGCCUCUACCGAUCAUUACAAAAGGAGUAUAUAAUGAUGUUCGAGAGGAAGAUGAACCAUCAUCGCCUACUUACUUGAUGUACAAGAAAAGAUUUGGGUUGUAAUCACUUGAGCCUAUUGUACUAUUUAUAUCCCUUAUUAUUGUAUUAUCCUUUAUAUAUCUAUCACUUAUUAUCUCCAUUAAUUACCAAUAAAUAACAAAUAUUU
This is a messenger RNA of Mucor mucedo, 940 nucleotides long. RefSeq lists its product as uncharacterized. The record is from RefSeq and is a predicted model, not a curated record. NCBI's taxonomy places the organism in Eukaryota, Fungi, Mucoromycota, Mucoromycetes, Mucorales, Mucoraceae. The transcript is spliced from 2 exons. Bases 13 to 837 code for a protein of 274 amino acids.